Molecule: messenger RNA, 2530 nt
Organism: Alligator sinensis (Chinese alligator)
Lineage: Eukaryota; Metazoa; Chordata; Crocodylia; Alligatoridae
Gene: ID2
Product: inhibitor of DNA binding 2
Exons: 3
Coding region: 1020-1835 (271 amino acids)
Biological process (GO): negative regulation of transcription by RNA polymerase II; circadian regulation of gene expression; cell differentiation
Cellular component (GO): cytoplasm; nucleus
Molecular function (GO): transcription regulator activity; protein dimerization activity
Source: RefSeq, a predicted model, not a curated record
CAGGAAGCGAGGGGAAGGCCGGGGCAGGGAGGGCUCGUCCUAACCCAGCCCCUGCUCAGCUGCCGGGUUGAGGCUGCUGCGUUUGUAGCCGCGCUCUGUGCGCGGCCCCGUCCCGGCCUGCGCCCGGAGUCACGGGCGGGCGAGCCUCGUCCUUCCCGGCGGCUUCAGGCCCGGGGCAGGUACCUCGUGAGCAGGCGAGGGAGAGCCGGGGACAGGCCGGCCCGCUCCCGCGCAGUGUCCCUGCCCUGUCCGGGCCCUGUCGGUGACGCAGCAAGGACCGGCCGCCUGCGCCGGGCGCGGGUCGCUGCUCUUCCCCCGGGCGGUCCCUGGCCCACGAUCGGGCUCCCCUGGGGAAGCGGCACCCGACACAAGCAAAUGCUUUCGUCCCCCGCGGGGGCAGGGAUCGCAGGACCCCGCUGACCUGGGCCAGAGGCGGCACUGCCUGACACUUGUUUGUAAGCUUGAAAUGUUUCUAUGAGCCGCAGCCCGAGCUGCGGUAAGUCCGGCGCAUGAAAGUAUGGACGUUUGUGAGACAGUCUCCGCAUAAUGAUGUACAGCAGCGGAUCACAUGUAUCGCUAGGGUAAAGAUCAGCAGCGUGGCACAAGUCACCCGUGUGGCCACGCUUUCGAUGUGCCUUUGCUUAGCGCGCUCCGGUCUGGAAGCGAUCGUUUCGGGCUGUGUCCGGCUCGCACGCUUGGUGCGGGCAUCCGCGCGGCUCGGUAAACCUGAUCACUCGGGUGUGAAACCCUACGAAACAGAAGGGCUGCUUUUAAGAGCUGCUAGAUACUAUCAUUCAAAUUAACUUUCAGGAAAUCUCAGGCUUCCCUGACCCGUGGGAUGCUGCAAACGUGAUUUGCUUACAUCGGAUGCUGCCUACCCCGUGUUUGUAGUGAUACGUUUCUCGCCCCAGCCCUUACCCUCAUCUCUUGUCCCCAAGCCCUGCCUUUCAGUGCCGGCCCCUACAUUUGUGCUAUUUUGUCCAUUCCAACUUGACCCAACUUAGGUGUUUAAAACGGGGAUGACGAAACCAGGAGAAAGGGCGGAGGGCUCCGUGCAACACCGGCGAGGCUGUCCAUCGCACCUCGUCUCCCUGCCUCCGCAGACCGCUCCCCGCAUCUCCCGCACAGUAUUUACUACCCUCAGCUGUGCCCAGCGCAGCCCCGCCUCCGCCCCGACAUUGGCUCCUAACACGGAAGGCCUGAACGGUCCUGCAGGUUUUAUUUGCAGCAGUGAGUGUGUGUCGCCUGAUGGACAUGUCGGGUGCCUCCAAUGGCAGCAAGCACAGGCUGGCUCUGGCAGCCCCGCAGCCCGCGGUAUAAAAGCAGGAACAGGCAGGCUGCCGCUUCAUUCUGAGCUCAGGCAGCUGCUCGGAGAGGAAGGCAGGCGGGCACAUUUCAGAGUGCUGUGCGCUGCAAACCAGCCUCUCAGCAUGAAAGCUUUCAGUCCUGUGAGAUCGGUCAGGAAAAGCAGCCUCUCGGAACACAACCUGGGCAUAUCCCGGAGCAAGACCCCCGUGGAUGAUCCUAUGAGUUUGCUUUACAACAUGAACGACUGCUACUCCAAACUGAAAGAGCUCGUGCCCAGCAUCCCCCAGAACAAGAAAGUGAGCAAGAUGGAAAUCCUGCAGCACGUUAUUGACUACAUCCUAGACCUGCAGAUAGCUUUAGACUCGCAUCCUAGCAUUGUCAGCCUCCAUCAUCAGAGACCAGGACAAAAUUCUUCCUCCAGAACUCCUCUGACCACCCUAAAUACAGACAUCAGCAUCCUGUCAUUACAGGCAUCUGAAUUCCCCUCAGAGCUAAUGUCAAAUGACAGCAAAGCACUUUGUGGCUAAGUAAAAUGGUGUUUGCUUUUUUUUUCUUUUUUUUCUUUUUUUUUUUUUUUUUGCACAAGAAAAUGUCUACAGGAUUUUUUUUUUUGGAAGGUGCUGAACUUAUUUUUCAGCUGUAUUUGGAGGGGGAAUCUACAUCUUAAUUAAAUGAACCUUUUAAAAACUAAUAAAGAAGAAAAAUAGAGCUUGAUCUCUACUCCUCAACCAAUUCUCCAACUUGGACUGAACUUAUUUAUGAAGAGACUUUUAAAUGCCCUUUCCCUAGUUGGAAGGCUUCCUUUAUAUACUAUUCCCAAUAUGGGGAGCGAAACCUUAAAAAAACAAACAAAAAAAACAACAAAAAAAACAACCCUCACAAGGAAUUGUCCAUUUUAAAGCAGACUUUGCCUUUUCUUUCCAAAGGUGGAGCGUGAGUACCAGAAGGAACCAGUGUUCAGUUUCUUAGUGAAGUUUAUGGUCAAAAAUUACUUUUUUGACAAAAGUCUAGGACUGAAUACUGUGUAUAUAUUUAUAUAUAAAUAUAUAUAUAUAUGAGAGUGAAACCUUGUGAACUCUUUAAUUAGAGUUUUCUUGUAUAGUGACAGAAAUGUACAUUUCUGCAAAAAGUGUAAUGAUGUACUUAAUCAUGCUAAACUUUUUAUAAAAGUUUAGUUGUAAACUUAACCCUUUUUAUACAAAAUAAAUCAAAUGUGUUUAUU